GAGACCCGUCACUGGAUUAGUGUAUGAUCACGUGCAUGGUUGGCUAUACUGGGGAGAAUUAAACAGUAAGCAUACGAGUAUGGGACUCAGGCGAGCUGAAAUACAAUCCAGCACAUCAACCGAAGUCAUACCUGCAUUUAGUACCUACUAUUUUGAUCUGGACAACACCUUCCAUACUGUGUACGCGGUGGACAAGGACAGUCAGAACGUGAUCAAGGCUGACUUAUCAGAUGGAGGGGUUAACCCGACGGUCAUUACGGGCCUGACAGAAUCGGGUGCCUACGGUAUAAAAUACGACAUCAUCUACAGACGGAUUUUCUGGACAAAUGGAAGGAUAAUUUGGAAAGGAGACACCGAUUCGUGGAUAGGCAACGGUGGUUUAAGCAAGGAAGAGUUCGUUGAUGUAGGGGCUACAGCUGAUAUCAAAGACUUAUACAUCGACCAUGCAGAAUGCCGAAUAUACUGGUUUACUCAAGAGGGCGUGAUCGAAUCAAUACAAUUAGACGGCACCAAUCGUCAAGUCCACUACUCCAACCCAUCGACAAACUAUGCUCCACGUAUCAUCCAAAAGUUCGGCGAUAUCAUGUACUGGAUUGACUCAGAGCGUCGCGGUCUCGGCGCCAUCAACCUCACCACUGGAGAGGAGGUUGGCUUCGCGGGGGCGCUCCUGACGAACGGAGCAGAUACCUAUCCUUUUUAUUUAUGGAAUGGAUUCACAAUCUCACGCACGGGAGAAGUCAAUUUUUGCUACUUAGUCACGUGUCAAGGAGGAGGAACAUGCACCAAUCAGGAGACAGAAGCCGUGUGUACGUGCCCACCUACUAUGACAGGCGCUCGAUGUGAGAUAGAUAUUGACGAGUGUUCUGCAGAGACCUAUCCGUGUGAUCUAGCUCAAGGAACAUGUCAUAACACACACGGAUCGUAUGAAUGCGGAUGUGAGAGUGGUUAUUAUAUAUCAACAGGAACACAUUGUAUAGAAGCAGAAAUCUGCGAUGUAGAUGAUGCCUGUUUCCAUAGAGGAUCUUGUGCUAAUGACACAUGUUUCUGUGUACUUGGCUUCCUUGGACUCAACUGUGAAAUAAUUGACUGUGAUACGAAUCCAUGCAAAAUCGGGUCUACAUGCAGCAACAAUGAAUGUCUAUGCCCAUCUGGAUUUAAAGGAAGUACAUGCGAAUCAAUUGACUGUAUCAACGACCCAUGUAUGAACGGUGCUGUGUGUGAAAACAACUCAUGCAAUUGCCCGGAUGGUUACACUGGACUCACGUGCUGGUAUAAGAUCCCGGAUUAACCAUAAACCGUUCCUGGCUUUUUACCAAGCCAUUAAUAUUACUAUAAUAAUUGAACCUUUAAUACUGCUUAUGCUAUCAUUUUGAACAACAACAAACAAUAUGCUACUUCGUACCAAGAUAAUGUUGGCCUUAUUUUAAGCCACAAAGCUAAUUUAUUCCCACUCUUGCAACUACAUCUAUUCGAAACUAUGAGAACUCCUUUCUCAAAGGACAUUAUGUAAAUGGAAGACUAGGCCUGUUUUUUGUUUUCCUGGCUUCAAUGGAAACGAAUUCAAGUAAAUAAAUAAAUUAGAAAUAAACAAAAGCAACAAG
Strongylocentrotus purpuratus (purple sea urchin) is the source of this 1601-nucleotide messenger RNA. Its product is annotated as fibropellin-3-like. Lineage: Eukaryota; Metazoa; Echinodermata; Echinoidea; Camarodonta; Strongylocentrotidae. The coding region runs from base 80 to 1288 and encodes 402 amino acids. Gene Ontology annotation, cellular component: protein-containing complex; plasma membrane. The transcript is spliced from 9 exons. Gene Ontology annotation, molecular function: calcium ion binding. The record is from RefSeq and is a predicted model, not a curated record. Gene Ontology annotation, biological process: heterophilic cell-cell adhesion; establishment or maintenance of epithelial cell apical/basal polarity.